CUGGGCCAGACUUUGACUUCUUCAAAGAGCAUGUAAUCGGGGUUGUGAAAUGUUCUAAUACCUUCUUGAGUUUCUGACAGGCGAAUAGAAUCAGAGAAAAUGUCAUCCGAUUCCAAUGCAAGGCGUAAAGAUGUCGUUGUUAUUGGUGCCGGAAUUUCUGGUCUUGUCGCGGCCAAAUGUCUAAGAGAAGACGGCUUUAAUGUGAUUAUUUUAGAACGGACAGGAGAAGUUGGUGGUCUGUGGACAUACAGGGAACAUGAUUAUGGUGUGAUGAGGUUUACUCACAUAAAUGUUUCAAAGCAUAAUUACUGUUUUUCGGAUUACCCAUUUCCAGAUGAUGCUGCAGACUUCCCACACAACAAAGAUAUGGCCAAAUAUAUUUAUGACUACACAACACAUUUUAAACUUGAAGAAGUCAUUCAAUUUAAUACAAAGGUGUUGUCAGUUGAAAGAAUGGGUGAAGAUUGGCAGAUAACUACAUGUAGAAUGGAAGAAGACGGUAAAACUGGAAAAGAAACGGACGAAAAACAGGUUUUUAUUGCAAAAAAUGUUGCCAUAGCAAGCGGGCAUCAUGCUAUUCCUACAGUUGCCAAAUUUAGAGGUCAAGAAACAUUCAAAGGGGAGAUAAUUCAUUCCGUUGAUUAUAAGGAUGUUAUAACCAAUAGUUUUACUGGUAAAAGAGUACUGGUGGUUGGUAUUGGUAACAGUGCCGUAGACGCGGCAACAAACUGUGCAGCCGCAGGCAGAUGUAAGUCAGUGUAUGUUAGUACAAGAUCAGGGGCCUGGAUUGUUCCAAACUACGUUUUUGGUCAUCCAGUAGAUGUGUAUGCUUGUCGGGCAUUCUUUAUGUUACCAUGGCGCUGGGCUAAUUUUGUGUUUGAAAAUGUUAUAAAGCUUAUCUCAGGAAAUCCCAAAAGGUGGGGCUUAAAUCCUAAAAUGGGUGCCUUACAAACUCAGCCUACUGUUAGCCCAACUAUAAUACAUCACAUACAGAGAAAAGAUAUCAAAAUAGUUCCUAAUAUACUGAGAAUAGAGGGAGAAAGAGUAGAAUUUAUAAAUGGUGAAUCAGCUGAGUUUGAUGUUAUUAUAUUAUGUACAGGAUAUAAAAUAGGUCUUCCAUUCCUUCAUCAAGAUAUACAGAAUCAAGUUCUAGAAGAUAAUUCAAAUUCAUUAAAGUUAUACAAGAAUGCCUUUAAUCCAGAAAUAGGAUCGUCAUUAGCAUUUAUAGGAUUUGUUCAACCAGCGUCAGGUGGGAUCCUUACCAUGUCAGAGAUACAGUCAAGAUGGUUUUCACAGUUAUGUAAAGGAACCGUCAAACUACCUUCGAAACAACAAAUGCUAGAUAACAUCAAAGAAGAAAGGAAUAAUGUGACUGAGAGAUAUUAUAAAUCCGAUCGGCACACCAUUCAACGAGAUCCAAUCACAUAUAAUGAUGAAAUAGCUGCCUUGAUUGGGGCAAAACCGGAAUUGUGGAAGCAUCCCUGGUUAGCCUGGAGGUUGAUGUUUUCGUCGUGUGGAGCGUAUCAAUGGCGACUACAAGGACCCAAUAAAUGGUCUGGUGCAGAGGAAGCUGUUCGUAAAGUUCCUUUAACAGAAAUGAUGAAUUAUUCAGCCAUAGCCUUGUUUGCUGUUCUUGGAUUCAUUAUCUUAUAUUUAUUAAGAUUUUUAUUUAAAGUUGCCGAUUUUUUGUUUUAAAGAAAAAAGGAGUAAAACACUUCACAUUAUGACGAUCUACAUCUUACUCUAGUCCCUAAACAAAAUUUGAAUGCAUUAUGCAAUGGCUAAAUCUGCUUAUUGCAGGUCUUUCUGUUGGCUUCAAAUGCUAUAUAAACUAUUAUUGAGACAUUUAUUCACAUGACAAGCCUAUAAUCGCCAUUUAAUAAUUUAAUUUACAAAUGGAUAAUCUAGACUUCAUCUCGAUUGCCAAGUACUGUUGAUUUUUUUUGUUUUAAAGAAGUAAAAAACUUUUACAUUUCCUAUAAACUUAAAACCUCAAAUUCUUAUGAUAUGUGGCAACCAAAAUGUCACUUGUUAAUCAGUUAUGGCAAAAUAAACAAAAGACCUAAUAAUUAUUACGAAGCUCAAGUUAUAAUCCAAUCUGAACGUACUGGACUAAAGAGACAAUCUUCCACAGAUGUUAUCUAUUACCAGGGGCGUACAUAAAGAUUUUGUUUGGGGGGGUGUUAAGCAAAAAUGCGACAGAUUGAUACACAUGUCCCUACUACGAGUGACGCAGUCAGGGGCCGAGCACCACAGGUGAUAGUUUUCUAGGGGCCAGUAGCUGAUCUGGAAGCUGGCUAUAACACUAGGCGUCCCGGUAGAACAUAGAUCGUAUUGCCUAUAGUUGUGAACCUUAGGGGCAGUGGCUAUAACACUGAGCAACCUGAUAAAAUUUUGAAAAAUUAAACCAAUAUCCUGGCACUUGAGGUCAUUGCUGGGAGCAAAUUCUUGUGAACAAGAGAAGCAGAAAUAGGAGUCAGUGGGACAGAAUCUCAAAAUCUGCCCCUGUCAAUUCCACCUGUUUUGCCAGAGCAUUUGUACAGUCUGAUGACCCACACACCGGUGAUACUACUAACUGGGCAGUUCACUAUAACCGUGAAUAUGACAGGGUAGUGGAAGAAUGAUGCCAUAAUGGAAUCUAGCAGCGCAGGCGUGAAAAAAAUUCAGAUAUGUAACUGACCUUUUAAUUUUUGGGGACUGGGCCUGAAAAAUUAUAGUCAAUGUCAUGACAAAUGGGAUCAAAUUCUCCUUAACGAGAGGAUAAGAAAUGCGACAGAAUCUUGAGGCCCGUCCGUCAACUUCGCCUGUUUUGUGAGAGUAGAAAGAACAAUUUUACACAUUAGAAAUGAGCGGUGUAGGCGCGAAAAAAUUUUAGAUUAUGUAAUGAGCUUUUAAUGAAUUUUAAUUAACAGGAGUUGAUUUCAAACACACAGGUAAGUUUAUAAUAACCAAAGUUAAGUAGUUUGAUCAUAAUCGAAGAAAUCCGUUUAAAAUUUACGAUGGUUCAGACAGUAAGUUAUUAUAUACUAGGCCUAUACCGUUGCAAUUUAGGUGCACGCAUUCACACAAAAUUUUUCCCUUCUGUUUCAGGCGUGGAUCCAUGCAGAGGGGGGGUCCAGGGGGUCCGGACCCCCCCCCCCCCGGUCAGGCUUGAAAAUUUGAAGGGUUAGGGUAACUUAAAUCUAAAAGCCUGAAUCUGAUCCAAAAAUUGCGAGUUUGUAUACAUUGAGUUGAGUCAUGACUUUCAUUCCAUUGUGGGCAAAAACAAAUAGUCACAAACAGCUCUGGCAAUUAGCAAAAAACGUUGACAGCAUAAAUUGCCGUCGGGACCAAUUGACCGCACGGCAAAUCGCCUAUUGACGACGGCAAUUUUUUAAUACCGUACUGUAUGAAAAAAUAAGUUUAUUGAAAUUUAAAGAGUUUUAU
Molecule: messenger RNA, 3426 nt
Organism: Patella vulgata (common limpet)
Lineage: Eukaryota; Metazoa; Mollusca; Gastropoda; Patellidae
Product: flavin-containing monooxygenase 5
Exons: 10
Coding region: 100-1695 (531 amino acids)
Molecular function (GO): N,N-dimethylaniline monooxygenase activity; NADP binding; flavin adenine dinucleotide binding
Source: RefSeq, a predicted model, not a curated record